Molecule: messenger RNA, 1443 nt
Organism: Colletotrichum destructivum
Lineage: Eukaryota; Fungi; Ascomycota; Sordariomycetes; Glomerellales; Glomerellaceae
Product: Putative major facilitator superfamily, MFS transporter superfamily
Exons: 2
Coding region: 1-1443 (480 amino acids)
Biological process (GO): transmembrane transport
Cellular component (GO): membrane
Molecular function (GO): transmembrane transporter activity
Source: RefSeq, a predicted model, not a curated record
AUGGAGAAAAUCAUUGCACCCGCCCCCAUUGUCCAGAGCGUAGGAUACGACGACGCUCACCAUCAGCCGGUGCUGGCCGGGGAUCCCGUCAACGACGGUGGCAGCCACAACCAAACCAUCAUGUCGAGCAACGGUGAUGGCCACCCGCGCCCUCAGAGUCAAAGUCUCUCCGAAGGCCGGCAACGAUCGGUGCAGACCGACGAAGAAAAGGCCGAGCUCGUGCCCCCUAUCGCCGACGGGCCGGACGGCGGUUUCCAGGGUUGGAUGCAGGUCCUUGCGGCCUUCCUCCUCGUGUUAGACGGUUUCGGCUUCAUCACGGCCUUUGGGGCUUUCCAGACGUACUAUCGCAAUCUCCUACCGGAGAGCGUGAGCGCCCAGGCCAUCUCCUACAUCGGCUCCAUGCAGAUCUUCCUCCUCUUCCUCCUCGGAACCAUCAGCGGCAGGCUCAUCGACGCCGGGUACUUCAGGAUCACCCUGAUCACGGGCUUCGUUUUCCAGAUCGGGGGCGUCUUCGGAGCCUCGUUCUCCAGCCAGUACUGGCAGUUCCUCCUCUCGCAGGGCAUCGCCACGGGCAUCGGCAACGGCAUGCACUUCACGGCCCUCGUCUGGUUGGUCUCGCAGUACUUCACCAAGAAGCGGGGGUUGGCGCUCGGCAUCAGUUCCUGCGGUGCCCCCAUCGGCGCCGUCAUCUUUAGCCUCAUCGCGCGCCAGAUGCUCAAGGAGAACACGGGCCACGAGUGGACGCUCCGUGUCAUGGGAUUCCUGAUCCUCGCCGACAGCAUCAUCAUCUUCCUCAUUGCUCGGCCCAAGGAGGCCACGCGCAAGGGAGGGCCCCUGCUGGAGCUGGCGGCCUUCAAGGAGUUACCGUACCUCCUUUUCACCGUCGGCAUGUUCUUCGCCCUCCUGGGCGUCUACUUUGCUUACUAUUACGUCCCCAACUUUGCCCGUGACAAGCUCAAGCUCGAUUCAGACGGUGCCCUGACGGUUCUCAUCGUCAUGUCGGCCGUGGGGAUCCCCGGACGACUGAUCCCGCCGUUCUUCGCCGACAAGAGCAUCAAGCCCCUGAGGACGCUCGUCAUCUCCCUGCUCUUCUGCAGCCUCAACCUCUUCGCCUGGAUCGCCGUGACUUCGACGGCGGGUCUCUACGUCUGGGUUGUCGCCUAUGCCUUCACGGCAAACGCGGUGCAGACGUUGUUCACGGCCUCCAUGGGCGAGGUGACGUCCGACAUGUCCAAGCUCGGCGUGAGGAUCGGCAUGGUCUUCACCGUCGUCAGCUUCGCCUGCUUGACGGGGCCCCCCGUUGGCGGGCGUCUCGUCGAGGUCGGCGGAGAUAACUACGCUUACGCGCAAAUAUUUGCCGGCGCGUCCAUGCUGUUGGGCGGUCUGCUUGUAGCGUUGGCAAAGAUGAAGCAGGUCGGCCAGAAGGAAUUCUGGCGGAUCUAG